Messenger RNA from Didymodactylos carnosus, 1186 nucleotides. Lineage: Eukaryota; Metazoa; Rotifera; Eurotatoria; Philodinida; Philodinidae. The record is from the annotation of a GenBank genome assembly.
AGUAAUCAAGCCUUAUUCGCAAUUUCAAACCGAAGAUGAAAUUCUUCUUCUACCAGCUACACAAUUUCAAGUUAUUGGGAAACUGAAUCCAGCUCCCAAUUUGCAUAUUAUUCAAUUACAAGAAAUAAAAGGAAAAUACCCAUUACUUGAAUCACCGUUUGCCACUACUACAAUACCGUCGCCACCACCAAUACCACCAGCAUUGAUUAAUCAAAUUAAAAACGAUCCCUCUGACGAUCCCUCCUUAGCAUCACCAUCAAAAUCGUCAUCAACUCUACUAAAAGUAAAUUCAACAGGAAGUAUUGAAUCGGUUUUUUAUGAAGAACCAAAAAAUAUUUUGAAUAAUUUCUAUCCAGCAAUCAGUUCGCCGAAACAAAUGUCUGGUAAUAAUAACGAACAAUUCCCACCACAUUUCACACAUAGCUCAAAUUCUAAUGAACAUCGAAAACAUCAACAUAACUCUGAUCUACGACAACAACCAAAAAAUAUUUUGAAUGAACCCUAUUCAACUAACAAAGAUCAGUCAACGAAACAAAAUAUCAGUUCUAAUAACUAUUCUAGUGAACCGACGUUAUAUGUAAGACAACAACAUUUGCCAAGCAGUCCAGUUCAAAAUUCAGCCCGUUAUCAGAAUACUAACAACAGGGUGUUUUAUGCCGGUGACCUGAAAAAUGUCCCAAACGUACAACUAUCACGAAACGACAACCGUCAACCCCCACCACAUCUCAAAGAUCUCUCAACUUAUAAUGAACACCUAAAUCAUCAAUAUAACUAUGAUCUACCAAAACAACGAAAAACUUUACUUCACCGUCUGUUCCACAGUAAGAAAAACUACUGAAUCCAAAUUGUUAAAUUAAUUUUCACACAUUUCAUUUCUGUUAGCGUUGAAUGUCAUUCGUUCAUAUUUUUGAAAUUUUGUUUUCUUGAAUUAUUUUAAAGUUAAAGCAUAAUUUUACUUUAAAAAGAUUCAGUUUUAUGAUUGCAUUCGAUCUAAACAAUAUUCACAAUGUAAGCCCUUCAUCUAAUAUAGAAUGAGCUCGAUCAACUGAACUGAUAAAAAACUGAAAGUUUCAAUAUUUUAAAGCAACGCUAAAAUUUCUGAUAAAAUUGGUUUUUUCAGCGUUCUUUUCAACUAGAUGGGGAAGAUCAGGCUACAUCAAACUUCCAAUGCCCUACAUGAACCCUC